UAAGAUACAGGGGAAUAAUUUGGUUAGAAUUGUGAUGCAGAAACUUUUCUGUCUACGAUCUGCAAAUGAAAUUCAGAACAUCAAGAAUGGACAUGGAAUGAGCAAAAUUUCGGAUUCUGAUGGGAAGACUGUGGACAUUCCUCCAAACCCAAACCAAAGUACCCCAUUAGGAAAGACUGAAAAGCCUGAUACCCUGAAACAUUUACUCGACAAGCUGCAGAAAUUCCUGAAGGGGAAUCUAAAAGCUCUGGGGGUGGCUCAGAUUAUGAUUGGUGUGAAAUGCAUCUUUUAUGGGAUAAUUGGAUUUUUUGCUUUUGAUUCUGAAAUGUACCCAACUGUUUUCUUCUCAAUUUACACAGGCUUCCCUUUAUGGGGGGCAUUGUCUUUUAUCAUGUCUGGAUCUCUGACUGUUGUGUCUGCCAAGAAGCAAACAAAAUCACUGCUGAGGAAGAAUAUAGGUGCUAACACUCUUAGUACAUUGGUCUCGAUUGUUGGGAUCUGUAUUCUGUCAUAUAAUUUAACAAAAAAUUUCCGCUAUGAUUGCAAGAAGGAAACUCUGUGUUUGGGCAUCAAAUCAAUUGCAAUUGGACUUGUGAUUGUCCUGAUGAUCCUAACUUGUCUGCAAAUUUUAAUUUCACUCCCUCUCUCCAUGCUCAUCUAUAAUGUGGAUGACAGGAAUAUUCACUGGAUUUCUGUAUUUUUUUGCUGGAAAUCACCUUCUGAAAGUCCUUAUCAAGACUUGUUGCCUCAAACUUCAAUCUAUCAAGAACUUGAAUGUAAAGAAGAAACACCUUCAUGUUAUCCCACAGAUACUAGUAAACAAAUAUGAAGCUAUACUUCUGUAUUUUGGAUCCACAGUGAUAGCAAGAAGAUCAUACUGUGACCACUGAGGCAUAAAUAUACACGUGUGAGAAUACAACUGUGUGGUUCAAAGUCAUAAAGACAGCAACUAGCAUCUAUAGCAUCAAGAAUUUGGUUGUCACUAUUCUUUUGGUUGGAUGUUAUCACAGGCUAGGUGUAUGCUCUGUAACAAAACUUAACUUUGAAAUAUUGGUGGCUUAACACAUCAGAAGUUCAUUUACUGCAUACUUUACAUGUUCAUUGUUAGUUGGCUGUUUAGACCCACACUGAUAUGGGUUCUGCAAAAUAGAAUAAUAUCUCAAAAAGUUUUUUUUUAUUUUGCCGAGGUAGGGAAAAAAAAGUUAGAAGUUGGACCUCUGGCAAUGAGAUACUUUGGUGGAGAAGCAUGUGUCAUUCUGGCCACAGCUCAUUAAAUGGUGACCUUCCCAGUGCUGUGUGGGAGACAGGAAAUGUAGAGGGACAGAAAAUAUCAGUGGAUAAUAUUAUCUCCACCCCAGUGUUCUUCAUCAGCCAGGAUCUAUUUUCUGAGAUCACAAUUCAUUUUCCUUAUUCAUUCAUUACUACAUGUUAGAAAAAAAUCUCAAUUCCUCCAACUCUCAAAUGUAUGAACAUAAAGCUCCAUUCCUUUCUUCAAGCUCUGAAGUUUAACCUUUCUUUGAUGAAGCACAGUGAAGUCAAUGGAGACUUUCCUGGACCAGUCGUGAACACUUUGCAUGAAGUCUUUGGUCCGUCAUUUUUACACUCUGUGACUUUGGAUGUGUUUCUUUCCUGACUAAACAUCAGUUUCCUUAUCUUUCAAAUGGCCUCACUUGUGCUUAGUUCCGAUUGGGAUAUACAUCAAGGAAAAGAGUAAAUAUACGCAAAAAAUACUUUUAAUCAUACAAAAUACUAUAGAUUAUACUAUUUCAUUGGUCUAGUGUUAGGUUAAUUAUAUUGCAUCAUUCAGAGUACAUUAUGCUUUUGUGAUGAUAUUUUACAUAUGUAAGCUUAUAUAUAAAAGUUUGUGUUGCUUCGUUGGCUCACUGACAAUCCAAGUGUUACCCAUUCCCCUAGAAUAUCCAACCAGAAUGUUUCAAAGUCUAGUAAAAUUAAUAGUGUGUCCAUGAGAUCCAACAAUUCCAUUCCUGUUCUAUACAGUAUCAUAGCUACUACACACGUAUGGCAAUUAAAAUUUAAGUUCUUUAAAAUGAAAAAAAGAUUCAAAGCCCAUUUUCUUAGUGUCACUAUCCAUGUUACAAGCGUUCAAUGGCCACUUGUAGCUAGUCCAAAAUAUAUGAGGGAAAGGGCUGAUAAAACUAAAAGGAGAAAUCGACAAAUAUCCUAUUAUAUUUGGAGAC
This is a messenger RNA of Prionailurus viverrinus (fishing cat), 2198 nucleotides long. RefSeq names its product membrane-spanning 4-domains subfamily A member 3-like. The transcript is spliced from 7 exons. NCBI's taxonomy places the organism in Eukaryota, Metazoa, Chordata, Mammalia, Carnivora, Felidae. Gene Ontology annotation, cellular component: plasma membrane. The coding region runs from base 35 to 829 and encodes 264 amino acids. Gene Ontology annotation, biological process: cell surface receptor signaling pathway. The record is from RefSeq and is a predicted model, not a curated record.